Messenger RNA from Rotaria socialis, 1521 nucleotides. The record is from the annotation of a GenBank genome assembly. NCBI's taxonomy places the organism in Eukaryota, Metazoa, Rotifera, Eurotatoria, Philodinida, Philodinidae.
AUGGAAGAAACAAAUAUAAAACAGCCGAAAUCGGCCCCUUUUAUAUGUUCCAUUCGUGUUGCCGUAGCCUUUGUAGGAUUUCUUGGUAUGGUUGCUCAUUAUUCUCAAAAGAUUAGUAUUGGUAUGGCUCUCGUAUGCAUGGUCAAUCAUUCAUCAAUUGAUCCUCUGAAAAAUUCCUUUAAUCCAUCAGUUACACAGAUUAAUACUGAUUGUCCACUCCUCAAUAAUACUAUGAAAAUUGAAGGUCCAUAUCCUUGGACAAAAAAUAUCCAAGGCCUCGUCUUGGGUGGCUAUUUUUGGGGAUAUUUGAUUACUGAAGUACCAGGUGGAUAUCUAGCUGGUGUUUAUGGUGCUCGACUUAUAUUUGGCGGAGCUAUGAUAAUAGCUGGUGCUUUUUCAAUACUUAUUCCGUUGGGUGCUAGGCUGCAUUGGGGAGUAGUAUGGUUUUUACGAUUGAUUGUUGGACUGGCACAUGGUGUCAUAUGGCCUUGUAUGACUGUUAUCAUGUCACAUUGGGCACCGCCUGAUGAAAGAGGAAAAUUGCUCGGUUUUAUGAAUGCUGGCGCUCAAAUCGGUAACGUUGUAACCUUAUCUAUUGGUGGUCUUAUGUGUUCGUGGAGUUUUGCUGGUGGUUGGCCAUUAAUUUUUUAUUCAACAGGUAUUAUGGGUCUUAUUUGGGGUAUUUUUUGGAUUUUCUUUUAUACCGAUUCGCCUCGUCAUCAACGUUGUAUUAGUAAUAGAGAAAAAGAUUAUAUUGCACAUGCUACACAAGGACAAUUAUCAAAUCAUGAUAAAAAUGAAUUUAAAGCUCCAUGGAAAGCUAUUUUAACAUCAAAAGCAUGCUGGGCACUGUUUAUUACACAUACAUGUAAUAAUUGGGGGACGUAUACAUUUCUUACGUCAAUUCCAAAAUAUAUGGCAGAAGUGUUAAAAUUUGAUAUUAAAUCAAAUGGAUUGCUCUCCUCACUACCGUAUAUUAUAUUCUGGCUCAAUAUCAAUAUAUCUGGCGCAGUGGCUGAUAUGAUUAUUCGAAAAAAAUUUUUGACAAGAACACAAACAAGAAAGCUAUUUAACGUGUUAGGAAACUUAUUUCCAGCAUUAUUUGUUAUUGGAUUAGCAUUUAUGACAUGUAAAACAAAAUAUUUUGCUGUAGCUUUACUAACCAUUGGUGUUACUUUUACUGGAUGUUGUUAUGGUGGAGGAUUUAUGCUCACAGCAAAUGAUAUUGCUCCGGCAUAUGCAGGCAUCAUUUUUGGUAUUUCAAAUACAUUUGCUACAUUGCCGGGUAUUAUAAGCCCAUAUAUUGUCGGAGCUCUUACAGAAAAAGAUGCAUACAAUUGGCGCUAUGUCUUCUUCAUUUGUGCAGUUAUCUAUAUAAUUGGCAUGAUUACAUUUUUAUUCAUUGGCUCAGGUGACAUACAAUCAUGGGCAGUAAAACGUCGUGCUGAAUCAAUCACACCAGAAGAGACACCUCUAUCAGAACCUACUGGUGACUUAGUAUCAAAGAAUUUAACUGCAUAA